UUACUAGUUUAGGCGGGAUCUGCCUGUGUCAGCCUGUCUCCUGCAGAGACGUUUGGCAGUUGUAUAUUAUUUAUUUUUGUUUCUUAUUUAAUACUGGGAAUUUUAACUGCUUAGAAAAGCGGAGUUGACGUAUUUAGAAAACUAGAGUAACGUAAAGACAAAGUUGUGACUUAAAUUGAUAAUGGUAGUUAUUAUUUGCUAAAGGAGGCAAAAGUUUGAUAGUUUAGAGCGAUUAUGGAGCUUUUGGAAGAUCCAAAGUUUAAAACAACUUAUCGUAAAAGUAAAAUAAGAGUGAAACAAUGGGAGAGCAGUUUCAUGGAAAAAUAUGGAAGAAAACCAAACAAGCACGAUAUAAAAGAAGCAAAUAUCAAAAUCCGGGAUGCAUACAAAACCUACUGGACACUGAAGACCCGCGUUUUAGAAGAAACUCUAACAGACAUAACUUUCGAUGAUGAGGAAUCUAAUACCUCGAUGAGUUCGUUGUUCUCUUCACCAUGUGCAAGAGAAGAACCUAAAAGCACUUCAAUGCUCAUGCCCGAGACAUUGGUCCAAGAGCAAGAAAAUAUCCUCUCGGAAAAUCUUGCUGCUCAAAAACUCGUCUCACCAGCAAAAGAAGCUCCUCCCGAUAAUGUUAAUGUGAAAGGAGUAUGGGGAGAUCAUCUCUCCAACAAAAAUAAGGCUGAUUCCAAAAAGGGCAAAGGUCUUCUUGUCGGUAGAUCCACUUCCUUCCAACUCUCUCAAAAAAUGUUCAAGACUUCCAGUUUCUCGAAAAGAAACCCCAGAAAGUCUCUCUCAAUGACAAAGAUCAAAUCGAAAACCGAUUUGGGUGCAGCAGCAAAUGUAACUGUAGAGGAAAGCGACGGUUUCGAUGCGGAACUCAUGGAAUCACUUUACGGAGAGAAAUUAAAAAUUAUUCAUCAAGAAGCGAAGAUUGCGACUCAAUCUCUGAAUACUGUUCAACAGUUAAUUGAUGGACGUACUUCGAUGUCCAGGACGAUUAAUCAAGGCUGGUUGGAGAGAUGUGGAAUGGUUAUUCCAGACAUUUCACCAGGCGAGCCGCGACGAUUAUCAGGUGUAAGUGAUUCUGGAGUUGAAUCAAUGGAAAGUAGUAUUCAUUCCUUAAAAGAACUUCCAGGUACUUCAACUCAGAAAACAAAUAAAUCAAUUAUCUCGGAUGAAGAGGACUUUGUCUUCAACAGUGAUUCUGAAGAAGAGCGAAGAAGCAAACGAGUCAGAAAUCUGAGCAAGGUUUCAAGCGACGGAAACUAUUUUGCAAAACGACCUUGUCUUGGCGAUUCCAGCUUUUCCUACAGUCAGCCUUUGCCUCUUAAACCUCUUUUGAAUCCUCCUCUCAAAGAGGAUAAGAAAGUGCGUGAACCAGUAGAGCCUUCUACCCAAGAAGAAAAUUUGAUUCCGAAGGAAAGUGUAAUUCGAGAAGAAGAUAAAACUCAAAAAGUAGAAAAUAUAACUGCAAAAGAAGAAACUGACAAAUUACCGAAAUUGAAGCGAACCCUCAGUAGUAGGAAAGGACGCAGAAGAAUUCAAGAAGAAUCAAAUGACGAUAGUGAUCCGGAAUAUUCCGAAGAACCAAAAAAGACUAAACGAAUUACGAGGGCUUCUCGUGCAAAGAAGACUAUUGAUGAUGAUGAUUCGCCCCCAAAGGUUCGACGAACAAGAAAAUCCAUGAAAAAGGAUCAAAGUCCUGAAAAGGAAAAAGAUCUCGCCGUGAACGAUAUUACUUUUGGAAUUGAAUCGUUAGAUGUUGUGCCUCGAUUAUCAAUGAAAGUAUUUGGCACAGGGGACUUAAUCACCGACUUCUCAAGAGUUUUAGCUUGCAUCGAAAAAACGGAUGAAAGCUCAGUGAAGGAAGUGAAGAAAAGCGCAAUGACGGCAAAAGAAAGACUCGAGAAGAAGAUAGCAAGUGGUGAAUUGAACGAUAAUUAUGUGCGAGUGAAUUUGAAGAAGAAGGUCUUCGUCAGAGGGAAAAAGAACUUCAACUUCUCCAAGUUCAAAAAGGGCCAGUGGAAACAGAGAAAGAAGGAAUUGGCUUCAAGUGCUGGAAGCUUGGACGCGGCAGAUUUUGCCGAAAAAUCGGGAGGCUCUUGCAACUUGUGUGGAGAAAUGGGACAUUUUGCAAGGUAUUGCAAGGCUCGCAAGGGUGAAGACUUGCUUCCUCUCGAACAUGUAGACGAUUCUUCAGAAUUUCCGACUCUGGAGGAAGCCGAAGAUAUGUCGAGAAGAAAAGCUCUGAUGGCUCACUGCUCGAGAAUCGAUCGUCUUCCUAAAAAUCCAUCACAAUCGGUAAGUGGAGCAUCAGAAAUUGACGAGGAAAUCGACUUUCCGGACUGGAACGAGGAUGAAGUUCCAGAGGACCAGCAAAUUCAGAGUGGUUGCAAAAUUCCCGAGGAACUUAUUGCGAAAUUAUUGCCUCCUGAAACUGGAGCCGUAAAUCCAGUCUUUCCUGUGGGACCGAAUAAUUCUCUCAUGAAAACACCCGAGGCAGUUUUCAAAGUCCUGAAAACUUUCGGUCACGACUCAUUCCGCCCAGGUCAAGAAAAAGCAGUGAUGAGAAUCCUCUCUGGCCAAUCAACCCUCGUAACUUUGUCCACAGGCUCUGGAAAAUCACUCUGCUAUCAACUCCCCGCCUAUAUCUAUUCACAGAAAUCCCCCUGUAUUACUCUCGUAAUUUCGCCCCUCGUAUCUCUGAUGGACGAUCAGAUCACCGGAAUUCCCUCGUUUCUCUCAGCAGCUUGUCUGCACACCAAUCAGUCUGAGAAAGUGCGCGAAAAAGUGAUGGAGUCCGUAAAACAGGGGAAGCUCAAUAUCCUCCUCGUUUCACCAGAAGCCGUGGUCGCUGGUGAAAAGUCGACCGGGUUCGGCGCUCUUCUGAGACAACUUCCUCCAAUCGCUUUUGCCUGUAUAGAUGAAGCGCAUUGCAUUUCUCAGUGGUCCCACAAUUUCCGGCCUUCUUAUCUGAUGAUAUGUCGAGUUCUGAAGGAAAAGUUGGGAGUGAAAACGAUCCUGGGACUGACUGCGACUGCCACGACCUCCACAGCACAGAGUAUCGUGAAUCAUUUGAAUAUUCGAGAUGGACUGGACGGUGUGAUUUCGGAUACGCCGAUGCCGAGGAAUUUGCAAUUGACUGUUUCGAGAGAUGAAAACAGAGAUCGAGCCUUGGUGGAUCUUUUGAGGAGUGAGCGAUUCGAAAAGUGCGACUCAAUUAUCAUUUAUUGUACGAGAAGAGAAGAGUGCAUGAGGAUCGCCGGAAUUCUGAGAGUUUCUCUACAAAAUCCUGAAAAUCGGGAGAGCGCGAAUGUGAAGAUAUCGAGCCUGGCGGAAGCUUAUCAUGCAGGAUUGUCCGCUCAUCGGAGAAAAAUCGUCCAGAAAUCGUUCAUGAGUGGAGAAACGAGGAUUGUUGUGGCCACCGUGGCUUUCGGGAUGGGAAUCAAUAAAUCGGAUAUUCGAUCUGUUAUCCACUAUAAUAUGCCAGCUAGUUUCGAAAACUACGUACAGGAAAUCGGAAGAGCUGGACGAGACGGACUUCCUGCCCAGUGUCAUCUUUUCAUCAGUCCAAGGGUAAAGAUUUAUUAA
This is a messenger RNA of Belonocnema kinseyi, 3591 nucleotides long. RefSeq lists its product as uncharacterized. Gene Ontology annotation, molecular function: nucleic acid binding; 3'-5' DNA helicase activity; ATP binding. Bases 235 to 3591 code for a protein of 1118 amino acids. NCBI's taxonomy places the organism in Eukaryota, Metazoa, Arthropoda, Insecta, Hymenoptera, Cynipidae. Gene Ontology annotation, cellular component: chromosome; cytoplasm; nucleus. Gene Ontology annotation, biological process: double-strand break repair via homologous recombination. The record is from RefSeq and is a predicted model, not a curated record. The transcript is spliced from 5 exons.